AUGUUGUCAUUUCGUUACAAUUUCUAUGAUAUUACAGAAUCAGAUUCAGAUGAAGAAGAGAUAGCCUCGAAUGGAUUGGUCAUUAAUAAAGUACAUGAAACAAAUGAAAUUGGGAAUGCAAUUUUGUCUCCUUUGGAUUCAUUGAUAUGUAGAUCACCUGAAUCAUCACCAGUACCAAUUGUCACAGCAGGUGGCCAUAAUAAUGAUAUUGAAUCUGAAUUAACUUCACCCACACAAGAUAACAAAUCCCAAUCCGACACUUCUUAUUUACAAACCGAUGAGGAUCUCCAGGAGAUUAUGGUGAAUUUAAAGAUUGAUUCAAAAUUACCGAAGUUUAAUAGACUUGAAUUUGAUAGAUUGGUAAUACCUCUAAGGAAUACAAAAGAUAGUAAUACACUACCUAACAGAAUAACCCAGAAUGAUUUGUCGUCAGAUCAAACUACUAGAUUAUCAUCAGUGGCUUCCACAAAAAAUUUGGUUUCUGAACUUAUUUCUUCAAUAAGUGAAAGAUUUGAAUCAUUGGAAAUGGCAAAUAAUAAAGAAGUAGCGAGAAUCAUUAAUGAAAAAAAGGUCCAAGAACAAGAACGUUUAGCCAGGAUAGAAGAGGAACGUAGGAGGAAAGAGGAAGAAGCUAAACGUUUGAAGGAAGAAGAAGAACGUCAAAGACUUGAAUUAAUUGCUAAAAAGAAAGCUGAUGAUGAAAAGUUAAGACAAGAACAAUUAAAAGCAGAACAGGAGGCUAAGAAGAAAGAAGAAGCUAAAAAAUUACAAUUGAAACGAGAAGCUGAAGAAAAAGCAAAAGAAGAAGAACGUGAAGCAAAUCGUAAUAAAUAUAGUACAAAUUUUAGAAAGAUUGAAAAGAUAUUCUUACAUUAUAAAGAAGAAAUUCAAUUGAUUAAAAAAGAUAUUGUUGAACCAGUUAAGAAUAUUGAUAAAGAACAAAAAAAGAUAUUAUCAAGUCAUAGAAGAAAAAUCAAUCCUAAAUUUGGACAACUGACAAAUUCGAAUCAACAGUUGAUUGCUGUGGCCAAUGAAUUAGAUAAUUUAAUCUCUCAAACAACAGCACAACCUUUAAUGUUCAAAUGGAUAUUAAAUUUUGUAGCAAAGGCAAUUGUUCAUCAAGCCGAAAAUGAAGUUAGAGUUAAACCUGAAUCAGCCUUACCAUUAGCUAAACUUGCAUUGUAUUUGAUUCAAAAAUUCCCUGACUUAAAGGAAUUAUUAAUGGCUAGAUUCGUUAAAAAGUGUCCAUUUGUUAUUGGAUACACUUGUUCUAUUGAAACAGAAAAUGGGCGUACUGCCAUGGGUUGGAAACGUAAUUCUGAAAAUAAAUGGGAAGCUUCAACAUCAUAUGAUGAAAGAAUUGGUGGUAUGGUUACUCUCUUUUCUGUAAUCACUAGACUUGAUACGAUGAUUCCAGGAUCACAAAAUCCGUGGCCAUUAGAGUAUUCCUGGAUGAUGUUAGCUAGAAUUGCUAAUACACCUGUGGCACAGUUAACAAACGUCCAUUUUAUUGUUCUUGGUUCAUGGUGGGAUGCCGCAGCAUUACAAUUCUUACAACAAUAUGGUAAUCAAAGUGCCAAAUUGAUGAGAUUAGUGGGUGAUGACUUAACUUCAUCAGUCGCUGACAAGAAAUAUGUAGGUGCAGCAAGAUUAAGAAUAUUAAUGGAGGAUUGGGUCUCUAACAAUAACAUAACAGCAUUCCCAGAAAUGGAUCCAUAA
Maudiozyma saulgeensis is the source of this 1719-nucleotide messenger RNA. Lineage: Eukaryota; Fungi; Ascomycota; Saccharomycetes; Saccharomycetales; Saccharomycetaceae. The record is from the annotation of a GenBank genome assembly.